Molecule: messenger RNA, 1056 nt
Organism: Talaromyces proteolyticus
Lineage: Eukaryota; Fungi; Ascomycota; Eurotiomycetes; Eurotiales; Trichocomaceae
Product: putative 3-dehydroshikimate dehydratase
Exons: 2
Coding region: 1-1056 (351 amino acids)
Source: RefSeq, a predicted model, not a curated record
AUGCCUGCCCCAAUAACACUAGCCUCCCUCCGCUCCGUCCCCCUCGCCUAUGCCACCUGCUCAAUCGGCAGCUCCCCCUCGGACACGCUCCCAGACAAACUCCUUGCCAUCUCCAACGCGGGCUUCACCGCCAUCGAGCUCUCAUUCCCGGACAUCCAGCAACACGCCGAAAAACUCCACAACCGGGAAGUUGCCUCCGACAGUUAUGCAGAAUUGACCCUUGCGGCGCGUGAUAUUGCCAAGUUGUGUAAGAAGUUGAAUCUCGAGAUUAUGAUGUUGCAGCCUUUCUCGAAUUUUGAGGGAUGGCCGAGGGGCUCGGUGGAGAGAGAGCAGGUGUUCUUGAAGGCCAAGGCGUGGAUGCAGUUGAUGGAGGCGUGUGGGACGGAUUUACUACAGGUCGGAUCAACAGACAGCCUGGAAGAAAGCAUAUCAACGAAUCGUGCCGACAUCGUGCGCGAUCUGCGAGAACUCGCCGAUAUGCUGGCGAAACAAAACAUGCGUAUGGCGUAUGAGAACUGGUGCUGGUCGACGCACGCACGGACGUGGAAGGAUGUAUGGGAGAUAGUGAAGGAGGUCGACAGACCUAACGUUGGGUUAUGUCUGGACACAUUUCAAACGGCGGGUAGCGAAUGGGCUGACCCGCGCUCUCCGUCCGGUCUGCUUGAGGGUAUCCCGAAGCCAGAAUUGGAAAGGAGGUGGAAAGAGAAUAUGCUGAAACUAUCGCAGACAAUUCCAGGAACGAAGAUAUUUCUUCUGCAGGUCUCUGAUGCGUAUAAACCGGCAAAGGCGAUUGAGAAUGAAGCGAAAGAUGGGUUGAGGCCGCGUGCGCAGUGGAGUCAUGCGUACAGACCCAUGCCCUAUGCUGGCGGGUAUCUGCCUAUUGAAGAUGUGACCAAGGCGGUGCUGAAAACGGGGUUUAGGGGAUACUUCUCCAUGGAGAUUUUUGAUAGCGGACCUGAGGGGAAGGGUAAAGAGCACGAGGUGAAUCAGUAUGCGAAGAAGGCGAUGGAGAGUAUGCAGAGAUUAUUCAAGAAUGUUGCUGAGACGAAUGAAUAG